Messenger RNA from Knipowitschia caucasica, 369 nucleotides. The record is from the annotation of a GenBank genome assembly. Lineage: Eukaryota; Metazoa; Chordata; Actinopteri; Gobiiformes; Gobiidae.
AUGGCGGGGGAACAUCGACCUGCUGACGCAUCUGUAGCUUUCAGGUCCGUCAUGUCCAACAGACUGUCGCUGGCGAUCGAGACUCUGGUGGGGGUGUUCCACGAGUACGCUUCCAAAGACGGGGGCCGCGGACGGUAUGAAGGGAACUGCAUGGACCAGUUCACACUGAGCAAGAGGGAGUUCAAGGAGCUGCUGCUGAAGGAGCUCAAGAUGGACAACGUCAGAGACCCGGCCAAGCUGGAGGUGCUGAUGAAGGACCUGGACGACAACGGAGACGGGCAGCUGGACUUCCAGGAGUUUGUGGUCAUGGUCGUCACGAUGGCGAGUCUGUGCAACGACCUCCUGCUGAAGAACCUGACCGACAACUGA